AUGUCGCCAUAUACUACGGGAGUGAACCGACCAGGACCAGCGGUCUCAGAGAGUGUUCUGGUCAAUUCUUCAUCUUGCUGGGAUGAUAGCAGGGUCGGGUCGGAGCGUGGGAAAGAGGCCGCCCUUGCCCAGAAGAUCCUGGACAUUGUUCCAACCAGAUGUUACUCAAGUCUGCAGCCCACAACAUUGGGGUCAUGUCUGGGCAGCCCUGGAACCCUUGAGCCCAAAAAGUGGCUCGCCUAUUGGGACCCUCUCGAGCCUAUCUUUCCUAUGCGUGAGGGUUCAGAGGCCGUCUUCAAGCCGCCUCAGUCUGGCGAUGGGUUGGAGUUCGUCUUGAAAAUGCGGGCACCCACCCUUUUCCCUCUUCGCAGCUUGUUUGAGAUACAGUGA
Molecule: messenger RNA, 390 nt
Organism: Aspergillus nidulans FGSC A4
Lineage: Eukaryota; Fungi; Ascomycota; Eurotiomycetes; Eurotiales; Aspergillaceae
Exons: 2
Coding region: 1-390 (129 amino acids)
Source: RefSeq, a predicted model, not a curated record